GCUUCAGUCCCCCCCCCCCCCUCACUUGGCCUCAGCCUUCCUCAGCGCCCACGAUGCAGCUUCACGGAGCUCUGAUUCUGUGUAUGACUCUGUCUGCAGCAUGCGGAUUAAGAUGCUACACGUGCACAGCCACCGACCCGAGAUCCUGCACGGACACCACAUCUUGUCCUUUCGUCUUCAACCGUUGUUUUUCUCUCAGAGUAGACGGUUAUAACGUGGUCACCAAGGGCUGCCAGACCAGCGUCGUUUGUACAGGUGUCAUGGCCUGCUGUGAAGGCAACUUGUGUAACAGUGCCACACCGACCGGUCCCAGCGUCCUCCUACUCCUGCUGGUCUCCUCCAGCGUGUUCACGCUCUCCCUCUGAGCCGCUGCGUUUGUAAGCAAGCGCGACGAUAUUCCAAGUUUUACAACUUGUUUUUUAAUGCAGCUUUUUGUUUAUUUGUUUGUUGUCAAGCUAACAAUACAUUUUUCUCAUCCUCUCCAGCUUAUUAAAACGUUAUUUUCAUGGGGCAAUGUCAGCUUCAUGGUAUACCCAAAUUGAGAUUCUUUUUUCACAAGAUGCUUUGUACAUAACACCUGCUCAGAACACCCUUAUUCUGCUGUAGGGUUACUUAGAGAGUCACCAAUGUCGUUCUGAUUUAUCCUCAGGGGACCAUGGCAAACCUCAUGACCCCAAAUAAAACCUCAUGAUGGCAUUAGAGGAAGUCUGGGACACAUGAUGUCUGUACAAAACGAUUUGGUCAUCUGAUUGCAGAUGUGAUAUUUCAGUGUAGGCCAGAAGUGGUGGAUCCACAUCACAGGCAGUUUCUAUUUUGUGCACUGGCCCCAUACACAUGUUUCCUGUUUGAAGUUAAGGGAGACACUUCUCAACUUCCACUUCAGCGUUUCACACACAAGUCACACUCUCCCCAGGGGUCCACAGGAUGCAGCUAAGAGAGGACUUAGUUCCUCUGUCUGCGACUAAGGUCUAUUUAACUGUCUGUUAUGAUGUGCUCACUUAUAAGAAGACUCCCCUUUUCAGCUGUAAAAGUAACAGGAAGGAAGCGUCGUCCUCUGAGGGUGGACCAGCAGACUCUACUCUCUGUUUCACCGUAGCUUUUCAUGAAGAUGUGGUCGUAGUUCUGAGGAUUCCUGUACUUUUUACAUCAACACAAAGUUGGUAAUGCAAAGAAGUUAUUGAAGAUGCUUUUGUUCUGUAUUAAAUAAGUGAUGGGAUUACAACCACUGAUUUAAUAUAAUUAAAAAAAGGAUGGACAUUUUUUAAAAGGUGAAGAGUUUAUUACACACUAAUACUGGAACUUAAGACACAAUGUGCACUAAACUAUCUAUAACUCAUUAAACAAAUGUCUGAAACCACUCUGCCACAAUACAAACACACAUCCAGCUUUACGCAAUCUCUCAUUGCAGUUCUUACCCACACACUUUAUUUUGACCACACGGUUAUCUUAACUAGACUUUUUUAUCAAAACAGUAUGCACAUGUCCCAAUUGUCACGAUUAAUAUAUGUAUAGAUAAAAUAUUUUAUUCAUACGAGUAUUUUAAAUUGCAGUUGGCGAUGCAUUACAGCCAACACACUGAAGGGAAACCUCAGCUCUAUUUAUACUGACAGGAAUCUGACAGUUACUUUCCAUUUGCCGAUUUCUGUUAUUGAUCUGGAGACCUUUGAUUAAACUCAAACCUGAUCCCUCUCACAGACCCAGCCUAUAUACUGUGAAAUUAUACAAUAUGACCAUGGAGAGCUCUGUGUUUGUCUAUAUUUUUUGUCUGCAUACAAUGUGCAACACCACCACCACGCCCUGUGUCAUGUGAUGUAUAAGGAUGGAAGUGGUUUUGCAUCCACAUUUGCACAUGUGAUAUGUUUAUUUCUAGUCAUUCCAGCUGAAAGCUGCGGUUAUUGUAUUUGUGUGCACUUUCCCUUUUGCUGUUGUAAUCAUGUCACUUUCCCCUCUGCUGGACUGAUAGAGGAUAGUCUUAUUUUAUCUCAUCUUAAACACAGAGAAUAAUGACAGCAAUGUUGUGUGUUGGGUUUGUUCAUUAUUGUGAUGUCCUUCACUCCAAAACCCCCAAAAAUGGUUACUCGAAGAAAUGAUGGCAACAAAGUCACAUGAUGAAAAUGUAAUAAAUUAGAUCUAUUUCUUUUGAAUGAGUGUUGCUUACAAAAUUGAUUUGUAUUACAUUUGCUAAUUAUCUGAACAAAAGUAAUUUAGAUAUACUUAGUUAAUUGAUUAAAUGGAUUAGCAUUUACCAAUUCUGUGAUGGAAAUUAAUUAUGAUUUACUGAAUAUCUGUGUGAAAUGUAUUUAUAUUUACUGAUAUUUAGGGGGAACAUUUGAUUUCAUUUAAUAAAACAAAUUGUAACAACUCAAAUUUCAUAGUAUAUUUUUCUUUAUUCAACACCUUAACAUUUCUAGUCUUUGUACCUCCCUUAAUUUUUUUUUUAUUAAAGUUUGCUGCUAUUCUUUUACUUCUAAUCGAUCCAAUAUUAUACUUUCACUUCAUCAAGGCAUGUGUCUUGUAUAUGUCAGGCUGAUAAUAGAAUGCAUAUCUAC
Messenger RNA from Pungitius pungitius (ninespine stickleback), 2549 nucleotides. RefSeq names its product lymphocyte antigen 6G-like. Lineage: Eukaryota; Metazoa; Chordata; Actinopteri; Perciformes; Gasterosteidae. The transcript is spliced from 3 exons. The coding region runs from base 54 to 365 and encodes 103 amino acids. The record is from RefSeq and is a predicted model, not a curated record.